ACCCCGCGCAGGCCCGGGAGUCCGUCGGUCCGUCCGGGGGCCUGCCCGACAGCUAGCCGGCGCUCCCGGGCUCUCAGUAGGGGCCGCCCGGGGCGGAGAUCAAUGCGGCUGGGCGCGGGCCGCCCACAGCCCGGAGGCCGCUCGGGGCGGCGGGUGCGAGCGCGGCGGGCCGGGCGGGCUGAGAUAAGCGGCCAUGUGACCUUACCUGGGCCGGGCGGCGGGGGAGGGGCGCGCAGGUGAGGCGGCGGCCGCCCGGCCCUGCACGCGCACACGGCGGCCGCGGGCUCGGCGGCGGCAUGGCUGGCGGCAGGAAGGACUGGUCCGCGCUGUCCAGCCUGGCCAGGCAGUGGACCCUCGAGGAUGAGGAGGAGCAGGAGCGGGAGCGCCGGCGGCGACACCGGAACCUGAGCUCCACCACGGACGAAGAGGCUCCCAAGCCCGCCCAGAAUGGAGACACGCCUGCUGCCCGGAGACUGCCAAGCGUGGAGGAAGCAGAGGCGCCCAAGCCACGAACCUCAGCCUCCAAAGAUGAGGAUGAGGACAUCCAGGCCCUCCUCAGGACCCGGCAGGAGCGGAGGCAGAGGCGGCAGGCGGCGGAGGCUGCGCGGGCCCCCAGUCCGCAGGAGACAGAGGAGGGAAGGGACGGCUCUGGCCCAGGGCAGGCCAAGCAGCAGCCUCUCAUGCCCAAGAAGGAGGUGGAGCCACCACUUCCGCGGAGACUGAGCCGGGAGCGGCGCGGCCCCUGGGCCAGGGAGGAAGAGAGCUCGGCAGCCCAGGAGUCCGAAAGUGGGAAGAAGGAGGUCUCAGAGAAGCCUGCGGUCUCAGAGAAGCCCCCCGCUCCAGGGAAGACAUUAGUACUUGGAAAGAGACUGGUCUCAGAGGAAACCUCCAUCUCAGGGAAGGCCUUGGGCCCUGAGAAAACAUCUGUGUCAGAGAAAAGAGCCGUCUUAGAGAAGAAGUCAAUUCUAGAAAAAACAAGUGUGUCGGAGAAGCCGCCAGCCCCCAGGAAGACAUCAGACUCAGAAAGGAGAACAGUUUCUGAGAAAGCAUCGCUCUUCGAGAAGUCUCUGGUGUCAGAGAAGACCCUGGCCACCGAGACAAAGCUGGCCCCAGAGAGGGCGGCCGCCCCACAGCAGCCUCAGGCAGGGGAGCAGCCGGCCUCUGGGGGAAGCCAGCCCACCUCCACCACGGGGCAGAGUGGAAAGGCCCUCCCCGAGAAGACCCCCCCGUCCUCCGCCAAGCUGAGGGAGCAGGGGGCGCCGGCCCCUCCGGCUGCGACUUCCCGCCUCCCGCCCAUCACGUUGCAGGUGAAAAUCCCAAGCAAUGAGGAAGAGCUGGACACACUCUCACCCACCCAGGCCACCUACAGCAGCUCCCUCAAACGCUCCAGCCCCAGGACCAUCUCCUUUCGGAUGAGCCCCAGGAAAGACAACUCAGAAACAACCUUAACCCGCAGCGCCAGCAUGAGGCUCCCCGCUGGCACAGUCAAGUUAGGGGAGAAGCUGGAGCGAUACCACACAGCGAUCCAGAGAUCGGAAUCCGUCAGGUGUCCUGGCUCGUCCCGCACUGAGUUCUUUGUGGCUCCCAUGGGUGUAGCCAGCAAGCGCCACCUCUUUGAGAAGGAGCUGGUAGGCCAGAGCCGAGCAGAACCAGCCUCCAGCCGGAAGGAAAACUUGAGGCUCUCAGGGGUUGUGACAUCCAAGCUCAACCUGUGGAUCAGUAGGACCCAGGAGUCUGGAGAUCAGGACCUGCAGGAUCCACGGAAAGAGUCAGUGGCCCCUAAGAGGACCCAGUGGGGAAAGAAAGGAGACUCCUCCCUGGAUGUCGAGGUAUGAUGAACCGGGCCAGGACACACCCGCAAGUCUGCAUCUCGGGGGCCUUCCCUCAGGCCAGGCCCUGCUGCCAGCAGCAUCCCUGUUUCUCAUCGCCCCUGCUCCCGCUCUGCCUCUGGACCUGGGGCCAGGAGUGUUGGGGAGACUCAAGCCAACUCCUUCCCAGUCUAGCUUCUGGGGGUGGGUGUGCCCCGCCCCCUUCUCAUCCCAUGGCAGGCACAGUGGGUCCUGGGACCCAGUGUCAGCACCCUGUGGCCUCCAUGUCCUGUCCGGAGGUGGCUUCCAGGCCCUGCUCCCUUGCAGGGGCAGGGCGGUGCUGUCUCCCGGGAACUCUCUGCGAUCUGCUUCUAGCAGGUGCUUCCAAUAUGCCUAUGAUGUCUCUCCCUCACUGAGGCCUGGAGCUGAGCACCUCAGUCCCUGGGGCCUGCCUCCAGCUUGCUGAGACUGUCCGGGAGCUGCCCUGUGUCUUCCGUGUGCCCCGUCUCCCCGCUUUGUCUGCCUCUCACUUCCUUGGCCGGCUCCUCCGGCCAGGAACUCGGUGCCAUUUUGUGCACCCCUUCGCCCCCUCUCUGGAAAAGCUGUUCUCAGGAAAGAGCUGAUAAACUCCUUUACUCUCAGGUGACCAAUAAGACCUUAAAAAUGGA
This is a messenger RNA of Mustela lutreola (European mink), 2476 nucleotides long. RefSeq names its product ladinin 1 (gene LAD1). The transcript has 10 exons. Gene Ontology annotation, molecular function: structural molecule activity. The coding region runs from base 297 to 1835 and encodes 512 amino acids. NCBI's taxonomy places the organism in Eukaryota, Metazoa, Chordata, Mammalia, Carnivora, Mustelidae. The record is from RefSeq and is a predicted model, not a curated record.